Messenger RNA from Sorghum bicolor (sorghum), 4828 nucleotides. RefSeq names its product pentatricopeptide repeat-containing protein At2g37310. Gene Ontology annotation, molecular function: RNA binding; protein binding. Gene Ontology annotation, biological process: RNA modification. The transcript is spliced from 3 exons. Bases 355 to 2145 code for a protein of 596 amino acids. The record is from RefSeq and is a predicted model, not a curated record. Lineage: Eukaryota; Viridiplantae; Streptophyta; Magnoliopsida; Poales; Poaceae.
AUUGGAGUACUCUAGUAUUUCUGUUGGAGGUAGUUUAGUAUUUCUUUGUUAAAUCUAUCUUAAAGAGUUGCUAAAUCAGUAAAUUUGGCUAGUCUUUUUUCCUUAAGAAACACUUCACAUUUUAAUGAAUAAAAGUUGUCACAUUCUAAUCAAUCUUUGACCGCCAAAUUUGGAUUCGCAAUCCAACUUAUGGAAGUCUUAUAAAAAAAUCGGUUUCUGUAAUUUAUCUGGAAUUUCUUAUGGAAAUAUUAUAAAAAAUUGGUUUCUUUAAUUUAUAAUAUGGAAUUUAUUUUAUGAAAAGACUGUUUAACCCACUGCCCUGCCUUUAAUCGAGUAGCCGUUUAGGAAGAGGGAAUGAAGCUCCCGUCGUGGCUCACCGCCGUGCCGCCGGACCCUCGGGCGUACGGCCACCUCAUCCAGCUCUGCGCGGACUCCGGCCACCUCGCCGCCGGCCGCCAGCUCCACGCCCGCCUCAUCGCUCUCUCAGUUACGCCGUCCAACUUCCUCGCCUCCAAGCUCAUCUCCCUCUACUCCCGCACAGGACGCCUUGACGACGCACGCAGGGUGUUCGACGCCAUCCCGCGUCCCAGCGUCUUCGCCUGGAACGCCAUCCUCAUUGCACUCUCGCUCCACUCGCCCGAUCCCUCCGCCGCGGUGCGCUUCUUCGCCGCAUCCGGCAUCUCUCCCGACGAGAUCACGCUCUCUGCGCUCCUCAAGUCGCUCGCCGAGUCCGGACCGAGGUUGUCUGCACUCGUCGCCGCGGAGUUUCACGCCGUCGCGGUCCAGCGCGGCUUUGGGGACGACCUGUUCGUGUCCAAUGGUCUCAUCACCGCGUACGCGAACGCCGGAGAUUCGCGCUCUGCUCGCGCGGUAUUUGACAAAAUGCCGCAGCGAGACGUGGUGUCCUGGAACUCGUUGAUAUCUGCUUACGCUCGUGCAGGGUGGUACCGGGAGUGCCUGGAGCUAUUUCAGGAGUUAGCGAGCGUUCAUGGUGCUGGUGGUGUUAGACCCAACAGCGUCACCGUGGCUAGCAUAUUGCAUGCUUGUGCGCAGCUCAAGGCUAUCGAUUAUGGGGUAAGAGUGCAUCGCUUUGCUGCCGAGAAUGGGCUUGAUAUGGACGUCGCAGUGUGGAACUCAACAGUUGGGUUUUAUGCCAAAUGUGGAAAAUUGCAGUAUGCAAGAGAGUUGUUUGAAAGGAUGCCCAAGAAAGAUGCAGUCAGUUACAGUGCCAUGAUUACUGGUUACAUGAACCAUGGGCAUGUCGACAAGGGAAUGGAGCUAUUCCAGCGAUCAGAUGCUCAAGGUAUCAGCAUUUGGAAUGCAGUGAUUGCUGGAUUGGUUCAAAAUGGUCGCCAGUCUGAAGUGCUUGGACUACUGAAUGAGAUGAUUGGUUCUGGAAUUCUACCCAAUUCAGCCACACUUUCAAUCAUCAUUCCUUCAGUUCAUUUGUUCUCCACCCUACUGGGAGUGAAGCAAGCACAUGGGUAUGCGAUCAGAAACAACUAUGAUCAGAGUAUUAGUGUUGUGACUGCAUUGAUUGAUGCUUACUCAAAGGCUGGAUUUCUUGAUGGGUCUCUGAGGGUCUUUAAAUCAACUGGUGAUAGAAGCAAAAUUGUAUGGACAUCAAUCAUAUCCGCUGUUGCGGCUCAUGGAGAAGCUGCAGAGGCAUUGUGUCUGUUCAAUGAGAUGGCCAAUGCUCGCAUCAGACCGGAUACCAUAGCCUUCACUGCUGUGCUUACAGCUUGUGCUUAUACUGGCAAGGUAGCUGAUGCGCGUAAAGUUUUUAACUCCAUGCAGGUUUUGUUUGGUAUCAAUCCAGUGAUGGAGCAAUACGCCUGCAUGGUUUCUGCAUUCAGCCGUGCAGGAAUGCUAAAGGAUGCACUUGAGCUUGUCAACAGCAUGCCAUUUGAACCAAAUGCAAAGGUCUGGGGUCCAUUGCUUAACGGAGCAGCAGAAUUUGGUGAUGUUGAGCUUGGUAGAUUUGUAUUCGAUCGACUAUUUAUAAUUGAGCCUAAGAACACCGGUAAUUACAUUGUGAUGGCAAAUUUGUACUCAAAUGCUGGCAAAUGGGAAGAAGCUGAGAUCAUAAGGAGCAUGAUGUGGGGAGUUGGGUUGGAGAAGGUUCCUGGGUGUAGUUGGAAUUGAGGGGUUUCAGUGAUCUGCAUGCUUUGUUGCUGCAUAUACAUCAAGCAAGCGUGCCACAAAGCCAUGUGGUUGUUGAUGGAUUAAUUGAUCUGAAUUAUAUAAAAUAGUUUGUGCACAGCCAGUGUUAGAUGAAGACAAGUUUUGUUGAUGGCAUUCAAAAGAUCUAAUAGUUGAGAUGUGAUUAUCAUGCUUGAGAGCACACCUGACUUCUAGAGCUAUUUGGACCACAUCAUUUCACUCUCAACUGUGUGGCUGGUCGUAUUGAUUUGAUUGAUUAACUAAUGUAGGCCCAAUACGCAUAAGAAUUCAAACCAAUGAGAGCAACAUUCCAUGACCUUCUUAUCUUUACAAGGUGAUAGCUUCCGAAACAACAGAAGAUUCUGUGAAUGUAAAAACUUUGGAAGCAGUAGCAAUCUAAUUUGGAUUUUCAGGAUCUGCAGGCAUAAGCUGAAUCCCAGUCCUAGAUGGAGCACCAAAUAAGCUACAUGCAGAAGGCUAUUCACUGCAUCAACAGAAGUUGCUCUAGUGACAGAUGAAGUUUUCAAUCUCUACAGUGUGGGAACACCAUAGCUUUUAUGUAACGAUGUAGAAUACAAUGCAUAUUUCUACAGUCUAUCAUGCUUUUCUGAGCAUAUUGUUCUCUCUAUUAAAUCAAAUGCACAGACUACUUCGCUUGUCCCUUAGACCCCACCCUAUUCUGGCAUUAGAAUCAGAACUGCAUGGAGCUAGCACAACAAGAUCUGUCUUUUUGUGCCCUUGUGUGUGUGGAUCAGGGUUCACAUGCUUAGAUCAUUCUACUUCACUACUUCCCAGCUCAUGAACUCCAAAAAGGAAAAGCACGCAUGUAGACAUGUAGUUCUCUGAUUUGUACCAUAGGUUGUUCUGGCCUCACUGCUAGAUAUCCAUGACUCUUAUUUCGUUGUUCCCAGGUUCAUAUGCUCAUCACAGGCUGCACAGAUGUGGCAAUAUGAUAAUGUUUCUGGUGGCAUCCUUGAUGAGUUGAUGUGAAGCGUUCAGCCUUACAAUCUUGACGUGUGGUGGUCCAGCUCACUCUGGAGCCUUGGAGUUCAAGUGAAGCUAACGGCAUCAGUGGACAAGGAGGCGGUGUCGUCUGUGCAUUGGCUUUGGCUGGCCUGCGCGCGGACGCGGAGCACCGGCAUGGGCUGUGUGUGCUUGCAUUCACUUGCCGGAGAAGCGCCGCGGCCAUCAUCGUUCGUCGCUCUCCCAGAUCAGCAAUGAUGGUCUUUGGUACCGCGCGCUGUAAUCAUGUGGGGAAAAAAAAGAGAGACGUGGACCCCCAAGUAGAAGGAUACUUCUGCGCUGCAGUACCUAGAAGUUACCGUUCCCAGUGGAACAGUUUUUGACUGCACGAAGCUUUAAGCCUAACCAUGGCGUCAAGACUCAAGACCUUCCAGUUCGAGGCCUGGCCUCCAGUGGCAGCAGCACGAGGAGGCGAGGACCCAAUACUGUGGACCGUACGGGGCCUGGCAUGAUCCCAGGGGGAAAUGUCGCAGCUUACUGUCGGUUUUCCUCGUGCCAAUUAUUCGCGCAUUAUUCUUGGCUGUUGAGCUCGUGGGUGAAGGAAUUAUUCUUGGCUGUUAAGCUCUGGCUCGUCGGUGAAGGAAUUUUCGUACGGUACAAGAACGGCAGCAGCAGGAGCUCAUGCGGCACGAGGAGAAUCUUAAGUAGGUUCACAAACGGCUCACGCUUCACAAGCAUGGACGGUGCCGAAUGCCAAUAAUCUCCGUCCACCACGUCUCCAGCCAAUUCCUCUCUGCAUUUGACAUGGCAGGUCAGUCAGAGGUCAGUUCCCGUUAACUAUAUAUCAUAUAUGCUUUGUUUCACCAAACUCUGCGUGCUUAUACUGUUCGUUAGCACAUUAUUCUUUAGAGAAUACUAUUUGGUAGUAUAUUUGAGAAUCCACAUGCGAGCAGGGACAGCUCAAGUGUCAUUGUUAUCGCUGCGCCAUCUUGUCGGUUCUCUCCCCGAUUCAGGUCACUUCAGUUCGGUUCAAAUCGCGGGGAGCAGCACAGUCAGCUCGUGAGGCAUGCAGCGCGACAAGGACGCUCUACGCGAUUUUUGUCCUGGUAUCAUGGUACAUGCUACUACGUGCACUCGUUCGUCUAGAUGUACUGUAUUUUUUAUGUAAAAGAAACAAACGAGAAGUCGGUGGUGGCUGCCAGGCAUUCUUUUCAGGCGCUGCUAAAAACCACGAGGAAAAGAAAAUUCAGCAAGAGGACAGCAGGAGGGCUGGGCGGCCGGCUGGGGUCGAAGUCGAACAGCAGCAAGCGGGUUGAAUGUUGAAUGAACGAGCCAGACAGCCAGCAGGAGGAUCGGGGCUGUCACGUGGCUUCCCUUUCUGCCGUCCGCUUGCAUACAUACACGAUGACAGAAACCAGGAUUGCAGUUUGCAAGGCCCAAGGCGGUUGCCCCACAUGUCCCCUGCGACCAUCUCCUUUGUUAAUACUUGUAUUAGCAUUAUUGUUAAGGGUAAGUACAGCGUUGCUUUUAGUAUCGUUAGCACUCUUAUCUGUACCAUCUACACUGAUCUGCAGCCCUGCAGGAUUAGUUUUUUUAGGGUAGGGCUUGUAUUCAUGUGACGUGGCUGCUACAACGUUGCAUUCAGGACCUUGCUUGUAUUCUGACUUCUGUUACCGGGGGAAAAAGGGAUCACCUAUUCUCA